GAACGUCAUAGAGCGAAGAGGACUGUAGUUCUCAUUUUCCACUCGGAUUUCGAUCAACGCCAAUCUGUUUCAACUAAUUUACGCGAAGUCAAAAGGAUAAUGAAUAUGAUCAAACUUAAAACGAACUAACCAAGAAUCGUAUCAUAAUUAAUUGCAAUAUAAAGCUAAUAUUGACAAAUCUGGAAAUCGACUGCUCUUUAAAAACUGUAUUUUUCUCAAUUUCUUAAAAAAAAAACAAUAAAAAAAAAAAUACAAGGAAUGGCUUCUGUGUGCGUUCUACUGUUUCUGCUCAUGUUGCCGUUCAGUGAAGAAAGGAACCACAUAGACACUUCCAGGAAAGACAAGACCAACUGGUUUAAAUACGUAACGAAGGAGGUCUACGAAUCGCCGACAGCCAAAAGAAAAAAAGAAUUCCCGUACGAGUAUGAGCCGUUCCUUCACUGGACUGGGAAUGCCUACAAGGACGAGAAAGUGACCGGAGGAAUCACCAACAGAAUCGACGGGUAUUUGGAGAGGGACGAGAGUCACGCGGCGCCGCAAGAUGUCAGCAUCCGAGACAGACCGCAGCACCUCUACAGCGCUGACAUCGAUUACGCAAACAUCUUGGCGACCCUCUUCGUGAAGCUCGUGGCGUCGACUGUCCUCACGACCUGGUUCCUGGCGGCCGGGGCCAUCCUCUACGGCCUGGCUGUUCUCACGGGCACCACGCAGGUCUUCGGGCAGGACUCUGUCAUCGGAUAUAUAUACAAGACGCUGCCCUUCGUCGAGGCCAUUCUCAGGGGGGAGUCUAGUUUCUCGAGGUGAACACUGAGAGAUUGGAAGAGAGAGUGAGGGAGAGAAAGAGAGAGAGAGAGAGAGAGAGAGAGAGAGAGAGAGAGAGAGAGAGAGAGAGAGAGAGAGAGAGAGAGAGAGAGAGAGAGAGAGAGAGAGAGAGAGAGAGAGAGAGAGAAUGAUCACAAAAUAAGAAUUAAUAUCGGUAAUCGUUAUAGGUUACCAAUUCACUGAAGUUUAUAUAGUUUAUAACUAUGCUGUUUAAUAUAUUGUGUCAUUGUUUUGUUGUAACUUAUCGCUG
Molecule: messenger RNA, 1072 nt
Organism: Penaeus chinensis
Lineage: Eukaryota; Metazoa; Arthropoda; Malacostraca; Decapoda; Penaeidae
Exons: 3
Coding region: 259-804 (181 amino acids)
Source: RefSeq, a predicted model, not a curated record